GAUGUGUCUGAACCGGCAGUGUCAGAACGUCAGUGUCUUUGGAGUGCAGGAGUGCUCAGAGAAAUGCAGCGGUCGAGGGGUGUGUAAUAACAACAAGAACUGCCACUGUGAGGCCCACUGGGCUCCUCCCUUCUGUGACAACGCAGGCUUCGGGGAAGUGUGGACAGUGGACCAAUGAGGCUAGCAGACUACGGUGGCGUGGCGGUGGGGGUCCUGUUGACGCUAAUAACCUUCCUGGGAGCCGGCCUCAUCGUCUCCAUCAAGAGAAAGACCCUCCUGAAACUACUCUUCACCAACAAGAAGAACCCUAUGGACAAGCUGAGGUCGGUGGGGCCUAACAGAUCCUCCGGUCCAAGCCAUAGAGAUUUCCCACGUGGCCAGCCUCAAGCCCAGACACAGACACCGCCACAGAGACAGAAACACAGCAUCUUCAAGCCUCCUCCCCAAAACCAACACCCCCCUGGACAGCCCUACCCCUCCCACAGCCAGCGAAGACUACCCCAGUGCUCUCCUGUUCACCUCAGUCACCCCGUCCCCCUGUCCCCUACGUCCGCACCUGGACCAGGACAGCCCAGACCACCUACUCCCCCUCCUCACCGAGGCCUGCCUCCCCAUGGACCAGGACAGCCCAGACCACCUGCUCCACCUCCUCACCGAGCGCUGCCUCCGCCUGGACAAGGGCAUGCCCACAGCCACACCCAGGCUCCGCCCAGAGGGGCAUCGUUUCGCAGUGAGCCACCGGAACAUAACUCCUGCAGGAUGGUCUUGGUGAGGCAGUGUGUGUGUGGGGGGGCAUUGAGCGAGGAUGGUCUGACUCUCUUUGAUAUUGUACCUGAAUGA
This is a messenger RNA of Oncorhynchus keta (chum salmon), 840 nucleotides long. RefSeq names its product proline-rich protein HaeIII subfamily 1-like. The transcript has 5 exons. The coding region runs from base 175 to 840 and encodes 221 amino acids. The record is from RefSeq and is a predicted model, not a curated record. Lineage: Eukaryota; Metazoa; Chordata; Actinopteri; Salmoniformes; Salmonidae.